AUGCUGAAAGCUGUUGACGAGCUUCGUCGUGAGCUUGGAGAAGAAGCAGUGAGCACCGAUCCAGAUGAUCUGGAAUAUCACGGCUAUUCUGAGAUUUCAACGUCAAACACGGAUGAAAGGCCAAUUGCCGUUGUGCGACCACAAUCAACAGAGCAAGUGUCUGCAAUCGCAAAGAUAUGUACCAAAUACAAAGUUCCAAUGGUACCUUUUGGAGCCAAAUCUAGCAUGGAGGGGAACUAUAGCUCACCCUUUUCGGGCAUAUGCAUCGACAUGUGCGAGAUGGAUAAGAUUGUCGAAUUUCACCCGCAAGAUAUGGACAUUGUUGUGCAGGCUGGGGUCAAUUGGACGGUAUUAAAUGAAGAGAUUAAAGACACUGGCCUCUUCUUGCCGCCUGAUCCAGGCCCAACCGCCCUCAUCGGGGGAAUGGUAGCUACUAACUGUAGUGGAACCAAUGCGAUGAGAUACGGUGCGAUGAAGGAUUAUGUCGUCAAUUUAACAGUUGUCUUGGCCGAUGGCACCAUUAUCAAAACAAGACACCGACCAAGGAAGACGUCAGCCGGAUAUAAUCUCAACUCCUUGUUCACUGGGUCAGAAGGGACUCUCGGCAUCAUCACUCAAGCCACGCUCAAGUUAGCAGUGCUGCCGACAAAUCUCAGUGCCGCCGCCGCAGCCUUCGGAUCGGUUCAUCAGGCUGUGGCAGCCGCGUCCACGAUGAUCCGCUCAGGCCUCCCCUUGGCCGCUUUGGAGCUGAUGGACGAUCAACAGAUGCGGAGCAUAAACAAGAGCGGAGGAACCGCUGGUAGGAUGUGGGAAGAGAACCCAACCCUGUUCUUAAAAUUUUCAGGUACUGAAAACUCUACGAAGGACAGUGUCAAGGCGGCACAAGCCAUAUGUCGUACACACGGCGCCAGAACCUUUGACGGUGUAUAUGGAGAAAAAGAAAUAGAUUCCCUUUGGUCAGCUAGAAAACGCGCGCUUUUCGCGGCGAUCGCGGAGCAGCCAAAGGGUGCCAUGGUUUGGGGCACAGAUGUUGCCGUGCCUAUAUCCCGUAUGGCUGACUUGAUCGAAGAGUCUAGGGCCAAAGCGACGGGCCUUGAUCUCUGGAAUAGCGUGCUAGGACAUGUGGGAGACGGAAAUUUUCAUCAAGCAAUGUUCUAUCUCCCCAACGAUGCUAUUGGCAAGAACAAAGUAGCAGACUGCGUCGAUACCAUGGUGAAGAGAGCGAUUGAGAUGGAAGGAACCGUAUCAGGCGAGCAUGGUAUUGGCAUUGGGAAGAAGGACUGUCUUCUCAAGGAGCUGGGCCCGUCAACAAUCGGGGUCAUGAAGGCUUUGAAGGAUGCACUUGAUCCGCAUUGGUUGUUAAAUCCAGGAAAAGUAUUUGAUGAAUAA
Trichoderma breve is the source of this 1389-nucleotide messenger RNA. RefSeq names its product FAD binding domain-containing protein. Gene Ontology annotation, cellular component: mitochondrion. Gene Ontology annotation, molecular function: D-lactate dehydrogenase (cytochrome) activity; FAD binding; D-lactate dehydrogenase (NAD+) activity. NCBI's taxonomy places the organism in Eukaryota, Fungi, Ascomycota, Sordariomycetes, Hypocreales, Hypocreaceae. The record is from RefSeq and is a predicted model, not a curated record. Bases 1 to 1389 code for a protein of 462 amino acids. Gene Ontology annotation, biological process: lactate catabolic process. The transcript has 7 exons.